Molecule: messenger RNA, 4121 nt
Organism: Mangifera indica (mango)
Lineage: Eukaryota; Viridiplantae; Streptophyta; Magnoliopsida; Sapindales; Anacardiaceae
Product: ubiquitin C-terminal hydrolase 12-like
Exons: 32
Coding region: 159-3509 (1116 amino acids)
Biological process (GO): protein deubiquitination; regulation of protein stability
Cellular component (GO): nucleus; cytosol
Molecular function (GO): cysteine-type deubiquitinase activity; cysteine-type endopeptidase activity; protein binding
Source: RefSeq, a predicted model, not a curated record
UGCCUUCGCGUUCUUCUCUUCUCUUCUCUUCUCAUUGAGCCAGUUCUUUUGGGAGUGUUGUGUUGGUGCUAUUCUCUGUUAUUUUCAAUUUCUCUUUUUAUUUUCUUAUUUAUUUGACUUUCAGAUUUCGCGAUCAAACGGUUCGCGUCGUUCCACCCAUGACUAUGAGGACUCCUCCACCAUUAGAUCAAGAAGAGGAGGAGAUGCUCGUGCCACAUUCGGAUAUAGUGGAGGGACCUCAGCCAAUGGAAGCGGUGGCACAAGUGGAGCAAGCUAGUAGUGUGGAGAAUCAGCAAGUGGAGGAUCCUCCAUCUAUGAAAUUUACAUGGACUAUCGAGAAUUUCACUAGAUUGAACACUAAGAAGCACUAUUCGGAUGUGUUCAUCGUUGGUGGUUACAAAUGGCGGAUACUUAUUUUCCCAAAAGGAAACAAUGUAGACCACUUGUCUAUGUAUUUGGAUGUUGCAGAUUCUUCAACAUUGCCAUAUGGAUGGAUUAGAUAUGCACAGUUCAGUUUGGCUGUGGUUAAUCAAGCCCAUAGCAAAUACUCCAUUAGAAAGGAAGCACAACAUCAAUUUAAUGCAAGAGAGAGUGAUUGGGGUUUCACUUCUUUUAUGCCUCUUGGUGAUCUUUGUGACCCUAGUAGAGGAUAUUUGGUGAAUGAUAUGGUAGUUGUAGAGGCUGAGGUGGUUGUUCGUAGGGUUCUGGAUUAUUGGUCAUAUGACUCAAAAAAGGAGACUGGUUAUGUGGGACUUAAGAACCAAGGAGCAACCUGUUACAUGAACUCUCUUUUACAGACUUUGUACCAUAUACCUUACUUCAGAAAGGCCGUGUACCACAUGCCAACAACUGAAAAUGAUGUGCCCACAGGAAGCAUUCCUUUGGCUUUGCAGAGUUUAUUCUAUAAGCUUCAAUAUAAUGACACCAGGGUUGCUACAAAAGAAUUGACAAAAUCUUUUGGAUGGGACACAUAUGAUUCUUUCAUGCAACAUGAUGUACAAGAACUGAAUAGGGUCCUGUGUGAAAAACUUGAAGACAAAAUGAAGGGAACUGUUGUUGAGGGGACAAUACAGCAGUUAUUUGAGGGUCACCAUAUGAAUUACAUUGAAUGCAUAAAUGUCGACUACAAGUCUACAAGAAAGGAAUGUUAUUACGACCUCCAGCUUGAUGUCAAAGGCUGCCGGGAUGUCUAUGCUUCUUUUGACAAGUAUGUUGAAGUUGAACGUCUAGAGGGUGAUAAUAAAUACCAUGCCGAAGAACAUGGUUUGCAGGAUGCUAAGAAGGGUGUCUUGUUUAUUGAUUUCCCUCCUGUUCUUCAACUUCAACUGAAGCGGUUUGAAUAUGAUUUUAUGCGGGACGCUAUGGUGAAGAUAAAUGACCGCUACGAGUUUCCUCUUCAACUUGAUCUUGAUAGAGAGAAUGGAAAGUAUUUGUCGCCUGAAGCAGAUAGGAGGGUUCGCAAUCUUUACACCCUCCAUAGUGUCUUGGUUCAUAGUGGAGGUGUUCAUGGUGGACAUUAUUAUGCUUUUAUAAGGCCAACCCUAUCUGAUCAAUGGUACAAAUUUGAUGAUGAACGGGUCACUAAAGAAGGGGUGAAGAGAGCUUUGGAAGAGCAGUAUGGUGGUGAGGAAGAGUUGCCGCAGACCAAUCCUGGCUUCAAUAAUACUCCUUUUAAGUUCACAAAAUACUCAAAUGCAUACAUGCUUGUGUAUAUACGGGAAAGUGAUAAGGAUAAAAUAAUAUGCGAUGUCAAUGAAAAGGACAUUGCAGAACACUUGAGGAUAAGGUUAAAGAGAGAACAGGAAGAAAAGGAGGACAAGAGAAGAUAUAAAGCAGAAGCCCACCUUUAUACUAUCAUUAAGGUUGCAUGGGAUGAGGACCUUGCUGAGCAGAUUGGCAGGGAUAUAUAUUUUGACCUUGUGGAUCAUGAUAAAGUUCGGUGUUUCCGUUUCCCGAAGCAGAUGCUAUUUACUGCUUUUAAGGAGGAAGUUGCCAAAGAAUUUGGUAUACCUGUACAAUUUCAACGGUUUUGGAUUUGGGCAAAGCGGCAAAACCGUACUUAUCGUCCCAAUCGACUUUUGUUGGCACAAGAGGAGUCACAAACUGUUGGACAAUUAAGAGAGGUGUCAAAUAAAACACACAAUGCAGAACUGAAGUUGUUCUUGGAAGUAGAGUUUGGGCUGGAUUUACGACCUAUUCCUCCACCUGACAAAUCUAAAGAAGACAUUCUGCUUUUCUUCAAGCUUUAUGAUCCUGAGAAAGAGGAACUCCGAUAUGUUGGUAGGCUCUUUGUCAAGAGUUCCACUAAGGCAAUGGAAAUUUUAGGGAAGCUGAAUAAAAUGGCUGGCUUUAUUCCUGAUGAAGAAAUAGAACUAUAUGAGGAAAUUAAAUUUGAUCCUUGUGUUAUGUGUGAACACCUUGAUAAGAGGGCAUCUUUCCGGUUAAGUCAGAUUGAAGAUGGGGAUAUCAUCUGCUUUCAAAAAUCUCGUCCCCUUGAAAGUGAAGGAGAAUGUCAAUACCCAGAUGUGACUUCAUUUUUGGAAUAUGUGCAUAACCGGCAGAUUGUUCGUUUUCGAUCACUGGAUAGACCAAAAGAGGAUGAUUUUUGUCUAGAGUUGUCUAAGCUACAUAGUUAUGAUGAGGUUGUGGGAAGAGUGGCUCGCAAAAUUGGUUUGGAUGAUCCAUCCAAAAUCAGGCUCACUCCUCACAAUUGCUAUUCUCAGCAACCUAAGCCUCAAGCCAUUAAAUAUCAAGGAGUAGAGCAUUUGUCAGACAUGUUAGUCCACUACAAUCAGACCUCUGACAUACUGUAUUAUGAAGUUUUGGAUAUUCCUCUGCCAGAAUUGCAAGGUUUAAAAAAUUUGAAAGUUGUGUUCCAUCAUGUGACAAAGGAUGAAGUUGUAAUUCACAAUAUUAGAUUGCCAAAACAGAGUACUGUAGGUGAUGUGAUUAAUCUACUUAAAACAAAGGUGGAGCUGUCUCAUCCAGAUGCGGAACUUAGAUUGCUGGAAGUUUUUAAUCACAAGAUCUAUAAGAUAUUUCCACCAAAUGAAAAAAUAGAGAAUAUAAAUGACCAGUACUGGACUCUACGUGCAGAAGAGAUCCCAGAUGAACAGAAGAACCUAGGUCCCCAGGAUCGCUUGAUUCAUGUUUACCACUUCACCAAAGAGUCUGCACAAAAUCAGAUGCAAGUACAAAAUUUUGGAGAACCCUUUUUCUUGGUCAUCCAUGAAGCUGAAACUCUUGCUGAAGUUAAAAUGCGCAUACAAAAGAAGUUACAGGUUCCUGAGGAGGAAUUUGUUAAGUGGAAGUUUGCUUUCUUGUCUCUGGGUCGUCCAGAGUACCUUCUGGACUCUGAUGUCGUGCUCAACCGUUUCCACAGAAGAGAUGUUUACGGUGCGUGGGAACAAUACCUUGGUUUGGAGCAUUCUGAUAAUGCUCCUAGGAGGGCUUAUUCAUUUCAUCAGAACCGUCACACAUAUGAGAAGCCGGUCAAAAUAUACAACUAGUGCCAAGAGCUGAUGAUUAAUCAGUACAUUAGCACUAUAGAUUGAAACAAGCCUACAGUGCCUUAAAUGGCCUUAUCAAAUUGGGGAGUGUAAAAAUGAAUUUUGCUUUGGAAGGAAUGAAUGAGGCUCACAACAAAGGUAUUUCUAGGCCAUUAUCAGUUGUAGUCUAUAUUUAUUUCUUAUAUGCGUGUGCGCCAGGGAAGAAAGUCUUAUUUCAGAUGUAAUAUUUUCUCAUUGUUUGAUAUUGCCUUGCACACACUAUCCUUUCACAAGGCAACUGUCCUUGCUCGGAGAGGUAGGUGGCCUCUCUGUAUACAGCUCCAGUGUAAUUUAGCAGUAUAUAAGAAGAUUUUGACAGGGAUGUAUACGGGUUAUAGUUUGUUGCAGUAGAAAUUUAUUCUUUUUCUGUUAUCUUUAUGGGUAUUUUCGAUGCCUCGAAGGAUGGGUGUAAAAUGUUGGUUUGAAUAUGCAUUCUCUGGGGUUAGGAGUAUGUAAUAGAAUUGUAGAGCCUAAUUCUAAGUAAUCAUCUCUCUGUAAGGCACACUCUGGAUGUUUUUGUAGUUUUAAAAUGCUGUGCCAACAUGAAUAAAACAAUCUUGUUUUUCCUUGGCA